This is a messenger RNA of Salmo salar (Atlantic salmon), 1001 nucleotides long. RefSeq names its product prolyl-tRNA synthetase domain containing 1 (gene prorsd1). Gene Ontology annotation, molecular function: aminoacyl-tRNA deacylase activity. NCBI's taxonomy places the organism in Eukaryota, Metazoa, Chordata, Actinopteri, Salmoniformes, Salmonidae. The record is from RefSeq and is a predicted model, not a curated record.
UUUGCUCAGACGUUCGGCUGCGCUUGCGCAGUUGUGUAAAUACAGGUUUGUGGAAUGAGUAGACUGAGGAAGUGUAUGCUACGUGAGUGUUCCGAUUUGUCCUGAAUAGCGUUUCUUUCCUCUUCAAAUUAACAAUGGCAACACCUGAGCUCCGGACAGAGUUGGUUAAGUAUUUGGAAAGUCUGAAUAUCCAGACGGUCUGCGUAGACCAUCCACCGGUAUUCACUGUGGAAGAAAUGAUGCCUCACCUGCAAGACCUCAGUGGAGCAGUUACUAAGAACCUCUUCCUGAAAGACAAGAAGAAGAAGGGCCUGUGGCUAGUCUCUGUCCGCCAUGACCGUCCGGUCAACCUCAACGACCUGGCUAAGAAGCUAGGCUUGGGUAGCGGCAACCUCCGCUUUGCUGAGGAGGCAGCCAUGUUGGAGAAACUGAAGGUGGGCCAAGGCUGUGCCACUGCCCUGGCACUCUUCUGUGAUAAGGACCACAGCGUCAAGUUUGUCCUGGACAGCGACCUGGUCAACGGAGGCCAUGAGCGAGUUUACUUCCAUCCCAUGACCAAUGCUGUCUCUAUGGGACUAAAGCCAGAGGAUCUCUUGAAGUUUUUAAAGGAGACAGGACAUGAACCAGUUCUUCAGAGCUUUGACUAGUAAAUACCUUGAAAUUAACAUACUUACUAUCCUGUCAGACUGUGCUUUGGCUUGGUACAAGGAUUUAUUUUAAAGUUAUUUACUUUGUGCCUUUACUUCGGGUUAUCAAGAAAUGUCCAUUAUUGUAAAAAAAAUAAUCAAACAUUUGGGACAGAAUAAUGGAUGGAGAGCCCUUGUUUUCUAUGGGCAAGAGGCCAGUAGAUAGUUGGUUAUAUGUACAUGGUUGAAAGACAGUGUCGUAGUGAUUUACGGUGUUUGCAUUGCAUCUCCCUCUGCGAGAUCUAGUCAUUUACACUGUUUUGAUACUAAACACUGCAGUGUAAUAAAGGAGAUGAUGGAACUCCACUCAUAUCA